Messenger RNA from Closterium sp. Naga37s-1, 13272 nucleotides. The record is from the annotation of a GenBank genome assembly. NCBI's taxonomy places the organism in Eukaryota, Viridiplantae, Streptophyta, Zygnematophyceae, Desmidiales, Closteriaceae.
AUGCAAGGCUGGGCGAGUGCCAUAUCGGCGGCGCGGGACUGGGUGGAUACAGCCACACGUAGGGAUUCGCUGGGCGGCCCCGAAGAACUGACCAAAGAGGAGGAGCAAUGGGCCGCGGAUUUCAGAAGGCUAUGGGAGAUGUUCAGGAGCUCGCACUCCGAAGGGGAGCGCAUGACUGCCUUGGUGAUGGCUCUCCGGCUCUUCUGCAAGCUGCUCGACGACAAGAACCACGUCGCGGAGAUCGUCCACUAUCUUGUGGACGUGCGGCCGUUCCAGUUUGUGGUGGCGCGGCUGUUCUGCGAGGAGAUUAACACGCGCCGCCGAGCGCGCGGGGCCAAGGGCUUCUUCCCGCGCAAGGAGAUCAUAGAGCUGCUCUCGUACGACGACCAGGAGGAUGUCAAGCUCUCGGGCGCAGUGCUGUUCAGAAGCCUCGAGCAUCUCGUCUCCCCGCCCCUGGAGGUGCAGGGGCUGUUGGAUGCGGGGCUGCUGUCGAUGCUGGUGUCCAUAUUCACGGAGUUCUGUGUGCCGGACGACGACUCCGCGUCCUUCAACGGCGCUGACGACCUAGGAGAGGACGACCCGCUGCUCGACCCUCGCGGCACACAAGUCGAGGACCGUGUGAUAGAGCUGAUGAAGGGGCUGGCGGUGCACAGCGGGGCGGCCGUGAGUCUGAUAGAGGACGACUCGCUCAAGAAGAUGUUCCGCGCUGCAGCAGGGCUCUUCUCGCCCUCCUUCAGCUACAUGGGGGAUUACUCGGGCGCUGCUGCUGGCGCCGCUGCUGCCAACCUCGAGCUCGACCCCAAGCUGCGCAAUGCAGCAGCAGAGAUUCUGGAGCUGUCUCUGGCGAGUGACACUGGUGGUGUGGCACGCUAUAUCCACAACCACAACCUUCUGGAGGUACUGCUCAAGGCGGUGAUACAGUACGAGGUGGACUCGGGGGACUCCCACCAUGUGCUGCUGCUCCUGAAGGAGGACUUUCGCUCUCUGCGGGGCUACUUCUGGCUGGGCCAGCUCGUGCUCAAGCUCACCUUCGCCGCUGACACACCUGCUGACCCCACCCCAGUCGCACAGCUCCACAACUCGCCCUCCCCUCUCCUGCAGCAGCCGCCUCUCUCCCCCGCCCCCUCCCCGCUAGCCCCUCUCCCUGGCUCGGGCACAGACCCUGAUGAAGCUGCAAGGGAAGACAAGAGGGAAGAGACAGAGAAAGGGGAAACGGCCGAGGGGGAGGGGGAGGAUGGUGGGGAGGGAGAGAGUGAGAAACGAGGAGGGUCGAGCCCAGAGGAGGCAGUAAAGCCUGCAGAGCCAGCAGUACCGUCGUCUCUAGUAAAGCUACUCGAUGCUCUUGUGGCCAUGGCACAGACUGUCGGCGGCGACCCUCCUCGGCUGCACACCACCGGCACCCGCCCGUUCUUCCGGUCUCCAUCCGGGCGGCAGAAGGACCUGUCCUGCCUGCCAGGCGCACAGGUGAAGUCGCUGGAGUCCCUGCGAGUGAGGGAUCCCGACGCAGUGCUCGUGCUGCAGAACGUCUUCCUGGAGACGAACCAGCUGCCCGUGCAGCUGCUGGUGCUGGAGCGCCUGCAGAACCUCUACGCGUUCUUCCCAGAGAACUACUCGGUGAUUCAGGAGCUCAAGACGUUCCAGAUGCUGAUUCGCAACAUAGGCCAGUACCCGCGCAUGCUGCAGGAGCAGCUGCUGAAAGUCCUGGAAUACACAGUGAUAGUGCUCAACAUAGUCCCAGAGCAGGAGCUUCUAGCGCUCUGCAUCGAGCUACAGAAGCCCGUGCCGACGUCCCUCUCCCGCUCUGCACUUAUAUUCUUCAACAAGCUGCUGUCGUUUGAGCAGAACUUUGUGGAGGUGCUGCGGGACGUGGGGCUCGUGGAUAUCCUUGUCACGGACCUUAGGAAGUGCUCGCCUCCAGAGUCCACGCCUGUGCUUGCUGAUGGCUCCGUCCCCUCGGUCUUCUUCACGCCACAGUCCUCAGCUGCUGCGUCACUCGCUGCUGCUGCUGGUGGUGGUGGUGGUGGUACACAGGGUGGUGCUGGAGGGGCCGACUCUCCCUCCUCCUCUGCCUCCUCCCGUUCCUUCCCCCAGUCACCCUCGUCAACCUCCUCCUCCUCCUCUUCUCACCUCUCUCUCCCUGCCUCUGCUGAGUCUGGUGACUAUCCGCACUCCCAUCCCCACCCGCACAACCAGCCGCCCAUGUCUCGUGUCAUGAAGAGCCGCAUGGAUGCCAUGCGCGCGUCCUUGGGCCGGCGUCUCUCGUCCGAUUCAAUCGGCGGCAUGGGCCCGGGCGGUGGCAUGGGUGCAGCGCAGUCGUACUUCUUUGAUGAGGAAACUACAUGUCAGGCAGCGUGGGAGUGUGUGCUGGCGCUCAUGACUCACAGCCCUGCCAACCAGAAGGUCCUGAGGCAGAAGCGUGGGCUGCAGACGGUGCUGCCGCUGCUCGCGUCCUCCCGCCAUCGCCCCUUUGCCCUGCGCCUCCUUACUAUCCUCAUCUCCGAGGAUCUGGCUCAGACCAAUCCGGACGAGGUGGCUGGGCUGGUGCAGGUGGCGCGGAGGGGAGUGGCAGGGUCGCCGGGCGGCAGGAUGUGGCGGCUGGACAUAGCAGCGCGCACAGAGGUGCUCUGGACGCUCUCGCACGUGCUCUCCGCCAACCCUGCAGUGCAGGAGACGUUCCUCAAAGUCGAUGGCUUCUCACUCGGCCUUGCUGUCAUUGCCAGCAUCAAGGGCUCCAGCUCUCUCGACCAAAGCUCCUCUAAGCCUGCCGCUGCUGCUGCUGCUCCUGCUGCUGGGAAGCCGCCGGUAAAGGGAUCUACGGGGGUUGCUGCUGCUGCUGGGGCAGGUGCGGCUGGUGCUGCGUCGGCUGCAGCAGCAGGGUCGGCGUUAUCCCUGGGGGGCGUGGGUAAGGGGUCGCCAGUGACAGGGCGGUACCAGAUGAUGAUGUCCAAGGCAGCCCAGCUCGCAGACCUAGGCGAAACGCCCCUCGCCCUCAAAUUCGAGUUUGUCGACGCGCUUCUGAGCGUGCUGCUGAGAGCAGUCAGGGCCAACCCCGCAGGCCGCCUGGCCCUGCGGCGUGUGAUCAAACCAGAGGAGUUUUCCCGGCAGCUGCCCCACACGGGGCUCCUCGCCCCGCCGUACGACGUGCGGCUGAUUCGCUCCCUGCUGGAUCUCGCCACAGAGACCCUUCGCAGCACCAGCCUGCCUCAAGUUCUCGUACCCUCCUCGCCGUCGCCCACGCCUGUUAAGGGCUCCCAUGCUGCUCCGCACUCGGGGCAUGACGACAGGGGGUUGGAGAGUGAAGCGGGCGGGUCAGCAGGGAGGCUGUCAGGGAAGGGGUCCGGGAGGAGGGAGAGCAUGGGGGGAGGCGCGAGCGGGAGUGCAGGAGGGGGUGGGAGCCCGUGGGGGCCGUGUGAGUGGGUGGUGGAUGAGGUGGGGGUAGUGCGGGACAGGGAGGGCGUGACGGUGCACAAUGCAGUGGUGGUGCAGAUGCUACUGGACUCGCUUCACCUGCUCGCCACCCCCACAGUGGAGCGACUGCUGGCUGCUGUGCUUGUGCUCGCCAAGCUCUCGCCCCGCAAUGCAGAGGCGCUCAGUAGCAUUCGUGAGUCUGGCGAUGGUGGUGGCUGGUGUGAUGAGUCGGGACAGUACGUGGUGCAAGUGCUGCUGGAGCUCUUCAUUCACAAGUCGCACACCCUUGCAGAAGGAACCAUCGACACCAUUCUGCAGACGGUUGAAAUCGUUGGGACCUUCAGAAUCUCACCCACGGAGCUGCGGCUGAUGGCAUUGCGGCUAAGGCAGCCAGCGGACGCCCCUCAUGACCCCAUGGGGCUGCGCUUCCUGCGCAUGCUCUGCCGCAUGGCCGCCGCCUCCUCCGGCUCUGCUCAGAGCGUAGCCGUCUCCUCCUUUGCCGACCUCAGCAUGCGCCGCGUGGGGUACGCGGGCGCUCACGCCAUUAUAGGCGAGCGCCCCUGGCCCCCGGCUGGAGGGUUCUCCUUGGCGUGCUGGCUCCGGUUCACUGGGCUGCGCGGCGAUGGAGAUGAUGGGGAGAGCGCCGAGGAGAGUGAGGUGCGGGCGAGGCUGAGCUUUGGGUCGCAGCGGGGUGGGAGUGAUAACGGCAGGCUGGGCAGGGCCAGGCGGUUGCAGGUGUUUACUGUGGCGCCGGCAGGAGAGCCGCAUGAGUGUUGCGCAGACCUGUUUAUUGAUGAGGACGGGAUACUCACUCUGGCUGCUAACACCAACUCGGGUACUGGUGGCAGUGGGAAUGCGGGCGGGUCGGUCACUGCAAGUGCGUCUGGUGGCAGCAGUAGCGGCGGCGGCAGCAGUGGCACGAGCAGCAGCAAAGUGCGGUUCUCAAACGUGCAGCUGAAGGAGGGAUCGUGGCACUUCAUAACUGUGGUGUUCCGGCAGCCGUCCGCCCUCUCUGGGUUCUUCCAUGUGGACUCCGCGUCGCUCUACAUCGACGGGCUGCUGCAGCAGACGGGCAAGCUCUCCUUCGCCCCGUCGCCCCAAGGCAAGCUGCUGAGAGUCACACUGGGAACAGGCAGCGAGGCGGCCUGUGUUAGUCCCCUCACGUGGCAGCUGGGCCCUACCGUGCUGUUUGAGGAAGCCGUUUCGUCCUCUGCGGUGCUCUUCAUGUACCUGCUUGGCCGAGGGUACCGCGGGGUGUUCCAGGACCCGGCCAUCCGCCAGUUCCUGCCUUUGGAGGCCAGCAGCGCUCGCAAUCUGCUGCUAGUCGAGCGCAUCGAAGCAGAGGCGGCCGCACAGGGAGGAACCCCGACGGGGCUGUGGGUGAAAGGGGACGACUCGUCGAUCUUCCAUGACAUGGCUGCUGCGGCUGCGAGGGCAGGCGAGGGCGAGCUGUGCCCAGUGGUGUGGGAUGCAGAGAAGCCUACAGCGGCGGCGGCGGCGGUGGCGAGCAGGAAGAUUAUAUUCAAGUUUGAUGGGUCCACGGUGGAGCUGGAGGAGAAUGGGGAGCUGUGCCCCGCGUCUCUGGCGCGUACCAUGGUGAACCUCGUGGACCUCAGCCAUGGCUCUGCCUCGUCCCUUGGAGGUCCCAAGAUGGCCGCUCUAUUCGGCGACAUCCAGCUGUGCUGCCCUAGCAGCGUAGCCGACGGCCUACGAGUCAUAGGUGGCAUGUCAGUGCUGCUCGCACUGCUUGACAUGGCAGAUACAUCCGAGCGCCUGCACCUCGCUCUCUCCCUGCUCACGUCGUGCCUGCGUGAGAACCCCCGCAACCAGGAGGAGAUGCGGCGCCUGCGCGGGCACCACAUGCUCGCCAUCUUCCUGCACCAGCGCAUGCCCCUCGUCACCCCCGCGUCUUUCGCCCUCCUGCUCUCCCUCGCCGCGCCCGCCACCCACAAGCCCUCGUCUCUCCUUCUCGCAGCAGACCCCUCUGCUGCUGCCAUAAGCGUCUCGAGCGCGAGUCACGAGGCGGAAGAGGCAUCAGAGGUGGUGUUAUGCAGCCCAGGGCUAGUGGUCCACGUGCUGCUGGACUGGACCAUCUGGUCUAUCGCCCCCUUGCAGCUGCAGCACGACCUCCUCGACUUCCUCCAUCUCGUCGUCACCCGCAGUCGCUUCCGCCGCCACAACGUUGCGUUUCUGCGGCGCCUGGACGUGGUGCCUCGGCUGCUGCUGGCGCUGCAGCACACUGAGCUGGACCCGGAGGUGAUAAGGAAGCUUGUGGGGGUGCUGGGGGGCGUGCUGGGAGCGGGGUUCCUGCCUGCAGAGACCAAACAGGUGUCGGAUUUUGUGCUGAUGACGUUCAGGGGAGGAGCGGCAGCAGGGGCGGGAGGGAUGGCAGCAGCGGGAGGAGCAGGAGGAGGAGGAGGGGCGGUGGUGGUAGCAGGCGGGGCAGGGGAGGUGUCGUUAAGGAGGAGCAGCAGCAGCAGCGGCAACGCAGGAUCCGGGGCACCACCAGUCACCUGCAACACUGGCUCCGUGGCAGCGAGAGAACCCUAUGGGCAGCACGUAACCACGCGGAACGCGCUCCUAGAGAUGCUCAUUCACCUGCAGCUGCGUCUGGGCCUCACUCCCUCGGACGAACGCCUGGACCUGUGGCAGAGAGCAGUUGCCACCAAGAUCACCACCCUGCUGCUGGACCCGCACCUGCACGAGUCCUCUCUCAAGCGCGUGCUUAUCCUGCUCGCGGAUUCCCUCCGCUCGCCCACGCAGUUCGCCACGCGGUUCCGCCAGGCAGGCGGGUUCUACUCGCUCUCGCGCGUGCUCGCGUCGUACCACGGCGAGCCAGACAUGUUCCUAGUGCUCUUCACUGCUCUCUUUGGCGCGGACCCCAAGCCCGCCCUCACUGAAAGGGAGGACGUGCGUCUGUUGGACCUACACGCCCUGCUGCCGCUCAAGGCCAGCCCAGGGGAGGACCUCUUGUUCCCUGAGCUCUUGGAUUCUGUUCUCGCCAUGCUGCGCUCUGCCUUGCUCUCUGCUGUCCCCGCUGAGAGGAAACCCCCUGUGGGGGCAAGUCCGAUCGGGUAUACUGGGGAGGGUGGAGCGGAGGGGGAGGGAGGCAGGGAUGCGGCGAGUCAGAGUGGGGACUGGAGUGGAGGGGGGCGGCAGGCGCUGGUACAGCCGUUGAGAAGAGGGGCGGAGGGGGCAGCGGCGCUGGUGGUGGGGGUGCUGCGGUUCUGGCUGCAUGGGGUGCAUUGCCCGGGGCCCACUGCGCUGGCUGCUGCUACUCGCCGUCCCGAGUGCCUGGAGGGCCUGUUGGAUCUCUUCUUCGUGUGCCUGCGGUACGUCCUCCAUCGUCACCAGUCCUUUCCCCCUCCUUUCCCAACACCCCCUCCCCCACCUCCCCCCCCUCAUCCACCUCCCCCCCCUCAUCCACCUCCCCCCCCUCAUCCACCUCCCCUCCCCUUCAUCCCCCUCCCCCCAUGCCAUGUCCGCAGGCACUGCGCGGAGGCAGCUCGCAAGGCCACUGCGCAGGCCCCCUCCCCGCGCCCCCCAUCCCGUGCUCCUCCCCGCAAGGCCUCCCGCACCGCCUCCCUUGAAGCCAUCGCUUCAGGUGGGGACAACGAGGGGGACGGGGAGGAGGACCAAGAGAGCGUUGAGUGGAAGGAGGGACAGGGGGAGGAGGAUGAUGAUGAUGAUGAUGAGAGAGACGAGGUGGGGAAUCGGGCCGUGUAUGGGGUUGACGCGGAUAGGAAGGGCGCCCGGGUGCGUCUGUCUGGAUCAGCAGAUGCUGCUGUGGGAACUGCAAGCCGGCCUGCCAUCUCUGCGUCUGGCAGUGCGGGCUCUGUGCUAGGUUACACAGGGGGGCAAAUGGGACAGCCAGGGCUGGCAGGGCAGGCAGGGCCGUUGGGAGCUCAGUCGGGAUCACCUUCGUACAACUCCCCACUCGCGCGCCACCUCAGCGUCACCGCUGCCUCCAUGAUGACGUGGCUGGGCGGCGCGAGGGAAUCAUCGGACGAGAUUGCAUCCAGUGGGUUUUCCUCGCUGGGGAAGACGGGCAGUGGCAAGCUGGACGGGGAGAUGAUGGGGGGGGGAGGGGACGAGCACGCGGAUGGGCUCACAGCACUCGUCCCAGAGGCUCUCUUUCUCGUAGACGCGGAGAGCAUGAAAGGGAACGUGGCGGCGGUAGCGGCAGGGAUAGUGCUGGAUAUUAUCGGGGAGGUGGUGGCAGGUGCGCUUCUGGAGGUCCCUAAGAGUGCGCCGCUGCUAGAUGCAGUGCAGGACGCAGUGCCAGGGGAUAUCCCUGCUGACGUUGCAGCGGUUUUCACAGGGCAGUGGCUGCAGCGGGUGCUGCUGGUUCUCGAGCGGUGUCUGCUUGCAAGCAGCGUAGAGGCCAGCAAGCUGGACCGUGCGCGCUGGGGGCCCAAUCUAGAGGCGCUGGCGCCUGUGCUGGCUGAUGCUGCCUUCUGCGGGUCGUUUGCCCGGCCUAAGUCGUGCAAGCAGGUGCUGCAGUUCAUGCUGCAGCUGCUCCAAGCCGCCAACACCAACGGGCUGAUUGAAAACGCCCAGCCGGCCACCAGAGGGCUGCUCAUCCGCACUCGCGGCACGUUCCUAGAGCCGUACAUUCUCGCGCUGCUUAAAGCCUGUGGGCGGCUGGUGCUGUACUCGUUCCUGCCUUCAGACAUGGUGGGGGUGAGAGCUGUGACAAGCGGGGAGGACGGGGACGAACUGACAGGGUCGGUGCGAACGAGUGGCACGUAUGCUGCGGAACCGUGGGUGGGGGAGAGGCGCAUGGUCCCUGCUCUCGAUCCCAGCCUGGACCGAUCAGACUCGCUGCACCUGCUGCUUGCAAACCAUGGCAUUAUCCUGUCUAGCGUGAGUGUGGAUCUAGAGCUGGUCGCAUGCCUGUGCCAUAACCUUACUUAUAUGAUUCUCCAGCUCCCGUCCUCCCAGUCGCUGCCGCAGCAGCAGCAGGGCGGGGGAGCGGGGCACGAGCGGGAGUCGCUGAUUCAGCAGCAGCAGCAGCACGUGGCGUUAGCAGCAGAGGCGUGGAAAGUGCUGGUGGCACACCGGGCUAAAGAGCUAGAGGAUUUACUCACCUUCCGCACGCCGAGAGGCGAUAUGGUGGAUCUGUUCCAUGGGGGGUUUGACACGGUGCUGCAGAACGGAGAGGCGUCUCUGGUGCACUGGCUGGUGGGGUCCCAGGCGCUGGUGGUCGAGGUGCUCGGGCAGAAGGCUACCCCUGCUUGGCGCGACGCUGUGCUUGCUGCUGCUCGUGCCGCUGACGGCAGAGUGAAGGUGCUGGAGGUGAGGCGGCGGAAGGAGGCGCAGCGGCGGGCGAGGGACAGCCUGAGGUCCAUGGCGAGGUAUGAGGAGCAGCAGGGAGGGAAUGUGGGGACGGCUGAGAAGGUGCGGUUUGGGAUUGCCAAGGAGCUGCUGGUGAGGCGGCAGGAUAAGUUUGGAUGGGUGCUGCAGGCUGAGAGGGAGUGGCAGGGGCAUCUGCAGCAGCUGGUGCAUGAGAGAGGGAUCUGGCCGGCUUGGCCUGGGGGGCUGGAUACGAAGCAGAGGUCUAAGUGGGGCGAGGAAGGUGGGGAGAAGGAGGGCGAAGGCGGGGAGGAGGCAGAGGGAGAGGAGGAGGGAGCGGGGACGUUGCAAUGGCAGCUGUGCUCGACUGAGGGGCCGUUCCGUAUGAGGAAGAAGAUGAGAAGGAGUAAGGUGCAGGUGGACUUGCGCCAGAAGCAGUGCGUGACUUGUAUUGAGCCGGAACCGAUUCCCAUUGUGGAAGGGGCAGAGGAGGAGGCACGGGAAGCGGAGAGACGCAGCAGGGAGAGCAGCAAGGCUGAGAGCAGCAAGCCGGCAGCAGAGGGUGGUGCUGGGGAUGCGGAGGGGAAAGGCGGGGAGAAGAACGGGGAAGGAGCGGCGAAGGGAAAGGAGGAAGCUGCGGGGGCUGGGAAAGGCAAGGAGGAGGGAGGCAAGGAGUCGUACCUGCAGCUGUCAGUGAGUGACGGUACCCCGCCUCGCAUAUACCGAGCCCACUCCACCAUGGUUGACUUGGAUGAUGAGGGUGGUAGCCUGGCGGACCUGGUUGCUUCGCAUAUGGAGGCAUUGGCAGAGGAGGAGGCGGAGGAGCAGGGCAAUGACGCUGCGGAGGAACCAGCUGGGAAGGAUGAGGGAAAGGGGGGUGCAGCAGCAGGUGGUGCGACUGAUGGUUCCAAGUCCGAUGCAGCGAAAUCCGGGAGGCUGAGCGCAAGUGCUAGUUCUGGUGCUGGUGCUGGUGCAAGCGGGGCGGCUGCAGGGCGGGGGAUAGAGGCGAGCAGCAGCGGCGGCAGCAGCAGCACGGACCCUGCAACGCGCAGCAGCAGCAAGCGCAUGGGGUACGACCUGGGUGCUGACUGCCUGCGAGGCGGAGCAGGGGGAGGCGCAGAGAGCGACGACGGGGAGUACCUAAUCCGCCCGCACUUGGAACCUGGGGAGCGAAUCCGGUUCCGGUAUAACUGCGACCGCGUGGUGGGGCUGGAUAAGCGUGAUGGGAUCUUUCUGAUAGGCGAGCAGUGCCUGUAUGUUAUUGACAACUACUUCAUAGACAGCACUGGGAGGUUUCGGGAGAAGGAGGCUGAGGGGACGGUGUCUGUACUGGAUCAGGCGCUGGGGAUGAAGCCGGGGAAGCCGUCAGGGUUCACAGCAGCAGCGUGCGGGGCGAAUCCGAUGAAACGGCACGGAGUGGGGCUGGUUGGUGGGUGGGCGGAGACGGUCGCAGCGUGGCGAGCGACGGGAGGCGGCGGGGGGGAGAACUCGGGGGAGUUGGCAGGAGGGGAAGGCGGGGAGGAGGAUGAGGAGGCGGCAGCGGAGGAGGCGGUGCUGUCGCACGAGUGCAAGAAGUGGAAGCAUGAGGAGGUGCAUGAGGUGCUGAAGCGGCGGUACCAGCUGCGGCCCGUGGCCAUAGAGCUGUUCUCCAUGUCGGGCAACAACGAGUUGCUCGUGUUCCACCUCAAUGAGCGCGACGAGUGCUUCAAGAACCUGCAGGCCAUGAACCUCCCCAGGAACAGCCUGCUGGACUCCACAAUAUCCAACGCCACAGAGGCAGCGGAGCCGCACCGGCUGUUCAAGAUGAUGGCAAAAUCCCUGGGCAAGCGGUGGCAGGCGGGCGAGAUCAGCAACUUCCACUACCUCAUGCACCUCAACACGCUGGCGGGCCGCGGGUACAACGACCUCACACAGUACCCCGUCUUCCCCUGGGUGCUCGCGGAUUAUCUGAGUCAGGAGCUCGACUUGAGCGAUCCCACCUCGUUCCGCCCGUUGAAUAAGCCCAUGGGGUGCAUCACUCCGGAGCGGGAGAAGGAGUUUGUGCGCAGGUACAACACGUGGGACGAUCCGGACAUCCCGCGCUUCCACUACGGGUCGCACUACUCGAGUGCGGGCACGGUGCUCUACUAUCUCAUGCGCCUGCCGCCGUUCUCGCGGCAGAACAUGCAGCUGCAGGGCGGGCACUUUGACCACGCGGACCGCAUGUUCUACUCCAUCCAGGAGACGUGGAAGAGCGCCAGCACGGGGCAUACAGCUGAUGUGAAGGAGCUCACGCCCGAGUUUUAUUAUGUGCCCACGUUUUUGGAGAACCGGUUUAAUUUGGACCUGGGGGUCAAGCAGAGCGGGGAAGGGGUGGACAAUGUGAUACUCCCCCCGUGGGCCAACGGCAGUCCCGAGGAGUUUAUUCGCAAGCACAGGGAGGCGCUGGAGUCACCGUAUGUGUCGGAGCAUCUCAACGAGUGGAUCGACCUCAUCUUCGGCCACAAGCAGCAAGGCCCCGCGUCAGUGGAGGCAGUGAACGUGUUCUUCUACCUCACAUACGAGGGCUCAGUGAACAUAGACGCCAUCACCGACCCCUCCACCAAGGCCUCCAUCCUCGCGCAGAUCAACAAUUUCGGCCAGACGCCCCGCCAGCUCUUCCUCAAGCCGCACCCCAAGAGGGAAACCCACCAGCGGCCCCCGCUCGUCAACUGCCUUCGCUACCACGAUCUUGUUCAGAUGGAGGAGUCAAGGAAUGUGCGCCAGAUGGUGACUCAGAUCCUCAUGGUGAAGGAUAAGGUCGGGGUGCUUGUGGGGAACUCUCUGAUCAAGGGCACGUCGAAUGAUCGGCGGUUGCUCUGGGGGUUCCCCGAUGGGAGCCUGAGAGUGGUUUCUACUGAUCAGGAUAAGCUGCUCGCCACGCACGAGGCGUUGCACGACAACGGGCCGAUUCAGUGCGCUGCUGUCAGCCGCGACGGGACUUUCAUCGCAACAGGAGGGUCCGAUGGAGUGGUGGCGAUCUGGAGGUCUCUGGGGGAUGGGCCUCCUGGCCGAGGUGCUCCGUCUCAGUCCCAGAGUCAACCCGGGCAGGCGCAGCAGCAGCAGGCGCAGGCGCAGCGGCAGCUGCAGCUGCUGCGGCGUUUGUGUGCGCACACCCAGGCUGUGACGUCCCUGGCUAUGAGCCAAGCGUGGGGGCUUGUAGUGACAGGGUCGAGCGACCACACGGUUAUCCUCUGGGAUCUCAACUCAUUGGAUUUCGUCCGUCAGCUCCCGGUGAUGCCUGCGCCGGUGUCUGUGGUGUAUGUGAGCGACAGCACAGGGGACGUUGUGGUGGGCGCGGGGACACUGCUGAGUGUGUGGACGGUGAAUGGGGACUGCCUGGCCAAGGUGAACACCUCACAUUCCAUGCUGGAGGCUAUCACGUGUGUUACCACGCCGUCGCACUCGGAUUGGAUGGACACGGGGUGGUUCCUGACGGGGCACAGAAACGGGAGCAUCAAGAUGUGGUGCAUGGACUGGUGCGUGCCGGCGAACGUGUCUGUGAAGAGAGCAGAGCAUGAGACUGUCAGUGGUAGCAGCAGCAGCGGUGGUGGCGGCGGCAGCUUUAGGGAGGCAGGAAGUGGAACGAGUGGGGUGAGCGUUCAGCAGACGAAUACGGAAGGCAAGGAGCAGCAAGAGCAGGGAGACAAGGACGAGGGCGGCAGACAGGCAAACGGAGAUGCAGCAGCAGGAACCACCCAGCAGCAGCAGAAUCAGAAUCAGUUGGCAGUCGUCGUGCCGGGCCGUGAGCAGCAGGCGGGCAGUGGCAAGCACAGACGGAAGGUGCUGGUGCCAGGCACGUUCACCUCGCGCAUGGACCCAGAGUGGAAGCUUGUGCUGUGCCGCGAGCUAGUGUGGCACAAGGAGGCCGUCACAGCGCUCUUCCUCACCCCGGAGCUGCGGCAGCUGUUCUCGGGGGACAUUGCGGGCCACAUUGCAUGCUGGGCGAUUCCGGACGGUGAUGCUGAGAACAUUGUGAUGCAUGAUGCGCAGGUGUCAGUCUGUGCAGGGGCAUGCAGGAGGCGCUUCACAGUGGGAGAGCGGCGCUUUGAGUGUGUGACGUGCAAGAAGGUGGUGUGUGGGCAGUGCGGAGGCAGCAAAAUGGUGGUGGACCGAUCAGGCCACUAUGCACAGCGCUGGGUCUGCUCCUCCUGCCAACACCAAUCCGAUGCCGCUGCCGCUGCUGCCGCUGCCGCCGCCGCUGCUGCUGUCGCUGCCGCGGCAGAGGCAGGGGCAGCGGGGGCGGCGGCAGGGGGAGGAGGUGGAGCAGGAGGAGGGAUGGGGGUGCGGUCUAGUAUGGUCCGUGGCAUGUCGGUUGCAGCGCCUCAGAGCACGGGCGGCAUGGGCGGGGCAGGGGGAGGGGGGCUUGCAGGAGCGGGGGAGGGAGGAGGGCAGGCGCAUGGGGGGGAGAGGGUCGGGCCUGGGGCAGGGCCGGGGCAGAGGGCGUUUGUGGCGAUGCCACGCAUUUCGAAGCAGACGGGGGGGCUGCCGCAAGGGGGGAUGAGACGAGGAGGGAGCACUAGCAUGCCCCGAUCCACCACCUCUUCUUAG